This is a messenger RNA of Pecten maximus, 878 nucleotides long. RefSeq lists its product as uncharacterized. The record is from RefSeq and is a predicted model, not a curated record. The coding region runs from base 201 to 878 and encodes 225 amino acids. The transcript has 2 exons. NCBI's taxonomy places the organism in Eukaryota, Metazoa, Mollusca, Bivalvia, Pectinida, Pectinidae.
UUCGAGAGAGUUUUUCAAACUUUCUUUUUCAUAAAUGUCAUUAUCUAGGAUUUAACCAUCAUCAUGAAAUUGGUUCAUGUAUUGGACUGCUCUUUUUCGCAUUGUAAUUACAGGUAAUCCUGGUUCUGUGGGGCCUAUCAGAAGAUCUCGGCGACGGGCAGCUCAAAAUCACACUUUGAUUGCAAACAGAAGUGAGGGCAAUGCACAACCGGUGGGGCACCGUAGGCGCCAAACAGCUAAUACUGCCCGUUUCCUCAGCACAUACACAAUCAGCAGCUGCUUCUUGGAGUAUAACAGCACCAAACAACACAGUGUCCAUCCCAGAACUUGCUGCGCAACUGUUCCAGUAUAUGCAGGAGGCAGGUUUCUCAAUUAACCCUCCACCAGCACAUGUGAAUGCCACAAGCAGGCCAGAUGAGGACAUUGCUGUGGCGACACCAGAGGUCCAGCUCCCCCGAACGGUUACAUCAACACCAGUCCCAGCAAUGGUUACAGCAUCACCCAGGGACAUCAAUACAAACACACUGAACUUUCCGUAUAGUUCACACAUCAUUCCUGCUGCCGCAGCUGGAUCGGGAAGUCAGGUGGCAACACAGCCAAUUAUUCAAUCUGUAACUGAAGCCAGGCUACAACCUCAACAAGUGCCUCAAACAGUGACUCAACUAACAAACUUUCCAGGACCUAAUGGCAAUUCGCGGACACAGCCAGUGUCUUUUUCAACGGUUUUCCAGGAUGUAGCUGGUGGACUCCUUUCGCCAACUAGCCCCACAUAUGGAGGUUCAUCCAACACCAAUACCAACCCAGUUCAUGCACAUUUAACCAAUACCAUUCAUUCCUUGCUGAUGAAAGCUACAUCAGUAGACUUUCCGUACCUAUGA